Molecule: messenger RNA, 963 nt
Organism: Helicoverpa zea (corn earworm)
Lineage: Eukaryota; Metazoa; Arthropoda; Insecta; Lepidoptera; Noctuidae
Product: pancreatic lipase-related protein 3-like
Exons: 7
Coding region: 1-963 (320 amino acids)
Biological process (GO): lipid metabolic process
Molecular function (GO): lipase activity
Source: RefSeq, a predicted model, not a curated record
AUGAAGGAUUGUGGUUCAAUAAGAUCAACUAUACUAGGUUUUAACUGCAUUACACCGCCGAUGGUGUCUCCAAAUGUAAAUAUAACGUUCUGGCUGUAUACAAGAGAAAAUGAAGAUAAACCACACCAACUACAGGCUGUGGACACGAAUUCCAUUAAAUCAGCUCCUUGGGUUCCUGACGCACCGAUCAAGGUUCUGAUCCAUGGCUAUACAGGUCAUAAGGAUUUUUCACCCAACACAGAAAUAAGACCAGCCUACAUGAAAUGCUGCAACUUUAAUAUAAUAUCAGUGGACUACAGCCCACUAGCCCGAGAAGAAUGCUACAUAGAAGCGGCUCGUAACACUGAGUUGGUAGGCAUAUGCACCGCCCAACUGAUCGACCAACUAGUCCAGAGACAUGGCUUCGACCUUUCGCGGUUCCACAUUAUAGGAUUCAGUCUCGGCGGACAAGCGGCUGGCUUCUUAGGCGGAUAUGUCACAUCUGGAAAGUUGAACAGACUCACUGCACUAGAUCCUGCAAAGCCAUUAUUUGUCACUUUUGACAAGAACAAGAAACUAGACAAAGGAGACGCAAAUUUUGUGGAUGUUCUUCAUACGAAUGCUCUGAACAAGGGAAAAUUGGAAACGAGUGGCCAUGUCGACUUUUAUGCCAAUGGGGGAAUCACACAGCCUGGCUGCAAAGAUACCGACGAACAAAGCAAAUCAAGUUGUAACCACGCCAGAGCGCCGCAGUACUAUGCAGAGUCCAUAACCUCUGACGUAGGGUUCUAUGCAACCAAGUGCCACGCCUGGGUCAGCUACAUGAUCGGCUUGUGCGGUUUGUUCAAGUCUACCGACGAGGUCAUAUACGGUGAAUAUGUUCCUAAAAAUGCACGCGGGUUAUAUUUCUUUAGUACAAACUCGGAGUCGCCUUAUGCGCAAGGAUGCAAUCAGAAGAGUGAAAAAAAAUGUUCAAGUAAAUAA